Messenger RNA from Aureobasidium subglaciale EXF-2481, 1243 nucleotides. RefSeq lists its product as uncharacterized. The record is from RefSeq and is a predicted model, not a curated record. The coding region runs from base 91 to 1023 and encodes 310 amino acids. Lineage: Eukaryota; Fungi; Ascomycota; Dothideomycetes; Dothideales; Saccotheciaceae. The transcript has a single exon.
UGGCGGGCUCGUCCUCAACAACGAAAAGCACAUUCGGAACCUCUUCAUUCGUUUGCAUCCAUCAAGGUCAUAUCUUCUUUCUUGCCCAGCAUGCCACCACAACAAGCGUGGGCAUCCCGUCAAUUCCAGGACUGCGAUUCGGAUGGAAAAUCACGCGCCGUCCAGUGCAAAUGGUGCAUAGACAAAAAAGUCGCCUACAACAGCACUUCGCGCAAAACGUCCCAUCUCAAGCAAUGCGUCGCCUUUAACGAACACGUCGUACAGCUGGUCGAGGCUGAGAAUGCCGGCGGCUAUUUGUGUCGCGAGCUUGAGCAGAUGCCGGCCGUGGUCUUGGACGCUGUUCUGGAUCAGACUGGAUGUAGGAGACUGCAACAGGGUCACGCUGGCCAGGGCGCUGUAGGCAUGGGAGCCGUCAACGGAAACUUGGGCGUCCAGGCUGCUGCCGUCUUGUUCGGCAAUGGCAAUGGCAAUGGCAAUGGCAAUGGCAAUGGCAAUGGCAAUGGCAAUGGCAAUGGCAAUGGCAAUGGCAAUGUUGGCCCUCCACGAUUGAAUGGCAUGAACGACACUCCGCGCUCUGAGCGGCCCACCCCUUCUUCAGCACUUCGCACCGGCGCAAACCCCAUUUCACAUGCUUCGACUCCCUCGACGCAAGCUCCUCGUAGUGGUGCCAACUACAACCGCGCUCAAAUCGACAGAGCCUUUGCGUCCGCCUUGAACCACCCCGCCACCAGCUCACCCGCUCUCCAGAUUCACCAGACUCCCAACCAUUCCACACUACAACCUUCCCAUGGUCAAGACGUAUCAGGCCUGCUCAACACAUUCAACGCCUCGACAGACCCACGUAUCUCAGACGCUCUACGUCUCUUGGACAAGGACACGCGAGUUAGAAUUGCGAGAGAACUGCUGGACGAAGCGUACGAAGGAGUUAAAAGAGCUGUGGACAAUUACAUUGAGAAACAGCAAUAUCUCAAUGCUAUCAUGGAAGACGGCGUCGAUCUAGGCGCUGACGAUCAGGCUCGUUGAGUGGAUAAGAAAGAAGAGAAGAGCAGAGGGAGGUACACGUAUUUAAUGAUACCCAUGAGGGCGAUGUUGAUGUUGUGUUGUUGCUUUAUUGCGGACAAGAGGCAUGCUUUAGCCAUUUGAAUACCCGUUCUUCACAUGGAAUUGGUUAGCCAUUCGAAUACCCGUUCUUUGUAUGAAAUUGGCAUGCGCAAGGCGCUUCUGUUCCCUUUGCGCAGGACCC